Messenger RNA from Neogale vison (American mink), 1446 nucleotides. It is a transcript of the gene FOXD3, whose product is annotated as forkhead box D3. The transcript has a single exon. Gene Ontology annotation, biological process: cell differentiation; regulation of transcription by RNA polymerase II; anatomical structure morphogenesis. The coding region runs from base 1 to 1446 and encodes 481 amino acids. Gene Ontology annotation, molecular function: RNA polymerase II cis-regulatory region sequence-specific DNA binding; DNA-binding transcription factor activity, RNA polymerase II-specific. The record is from RefSeq and is a predicted model, not a curated record. NCBI's taxonomy places the organism in Eukaryota, Metazoa, Chordata, Mammalia, Carnivora, Mustelidae.
AUGACCCUCUCCGGCGGCGGCAGCGCCAGCGACAUGUCCGGCCAGACGGUGCUGACGGCCGAGGACGUGGACAUCGAUGUGGUGGGCGAGGGCGACGACGGGCUGGAGGAGAAGGACAGCGACGCGGGCUGCGAGAGCCCCGUGGGGCCGCCGGAGCUGCGCCUGGACGAGGCGGACGAGGUGACGCCCGCGGCACCACACCAUGGGCAGCCUCAGCCGCCGCACCAACAGCCUCUGGCAUUGCCCAAAGAAGCGACUGGAGCCGGGGCAGGGCCAGGGGGCGAGGCGGGCGCUUCCGAACCUGACGGAUGCAAGGGCGGCGUUGGCGGCGAGGAGGGCGGCGGGAGCGGCGGCGGGCCGGGCUCCGGCAGCGGUGCAACGGGAGGCCUGGCCCCCAGUAAGCCCAAGAACAGCCUGGUGAAGCCUCCCUACUCGUACAUCGCGCUCAUCACUAUGGCUAUCCUGCAGAGUCCGCAGAAGAAGCUCACCCUGAGCGGCAUCUGCGAGUUCAUUAGCAACCGCUUUCCCUACUACCGGGAGAAGUUCCCCGCCUGGCAGAACAGUAUCCGCCACAACCUCUCGCUCAACGACUGCUUCGUCAAGAUUCCCCGCGAGCCGGGCAACCCGGGCAAGGGCAACUACUGGACCCUGGACCCGCAGUCCGAGGACAUGUUCGACAACGGCAGCUUCCUGCGGCGCCGGAAACGCUUCAAGCGCCACCAGCAGGAGCACCUGCGCGAGCAGACGGCGCUCAUGAUGCAGAGCUUCGGCGCUUACAGCCUAGCGGCGGCUGCAGGCGCCGCGGGGCCCUACGGCCGCCCCUACGGCCUGCACCCCGCGGCCGCGGCUGGCGCCUACUCUCACCCGGCUGCCGCGGCCGCCGCGGCCGCUGCCGCGGCGCUCCAGUACCCCUACGCGUUGCCGCCGGUGGCACCCGUGUUGCCGCCCGCGGUGCCUCUGCUGCCCUCGGGCGAGCUAGGCCGCAAAGCGGCCGCCUUCGGCUCACAGCUCGGCCCGGGCCUGCAGCUGCAGCUCAACAGCCUGGGCGCCGCCGCGGCCGCCGCGGGCACGGCGGGCGCUGCGGGCACCACGGCGUCGCUGAUCAAGUCCGAGCCGAGCGCGCGGCCGUCGUUCAGCAUCGAAAACAUCAUCGGCGGGGGCCCCGCGGCGCCCGGGGGCUCGGCAGCGGGCGCUGGGGGUGCGGGGGUAACUGGGGGCACUGGGGGCGGUGGGGGCGGCAGCGCGGCGCAGUCCUUUCUACGGCCGCCGGGCACCGUGCAGUCCGCGGCGCUCAUGGCCACGCAUCAGCCGCUGUCGCUGAGCCGGACGACGGCCACCAUUGCGCCCAUCCUGAGCGUGCCGCUCUCUGGACAGUUCCUGCAGCCCGCGGCCUCAGCCGCCGCUGCUGCCGCUGCUGCAGCGCAAGCAAAGUGGCCCGCUCAAUAG